AUGUGCACCGGAUCUGUCGCCAGGUCGCCCGCACUGGGUCCGCUCAAUCGAAAGGUUGUCGCAGGCUUUAACCGUUAUUGGACAUUGAUCCGAACCCGCAAGGCAUAUCCUGGAAGAUUGGACCACCGCAGCUGCCUCAGCAUUCCGUAUCUGAAAAACCCAUCAAUUAUGAUUUUUCAUCGCACCUGUACUGACCACCAGCCUUCCAGAUCCGAGUUAAGAAAACAAUUCUGUAACAUCACCAGAUCCUCGACGGAAGUAGCCACGCAUUUCCUAGAAAACAACCAGUGGGACGUCAGUCGGGCUGCUCAUGCCUUUUUUGAUGAUGCUUCCAAAACCCUGGAUGCGAUUCCCUCGGAAGCACUCGUUCACUUGUUUGACAAAUACAAAGACCCUCAAAAUGAGGCCAUGCUCCUGAUUGACGGUACCCUAGACUAUCUUAAUGAUCUCGAGAUAGAGCCGGAGGAUUGCCGAAGCUUGACGCUAGCAUUUCUCUUGGAUUCCCCGCAAACUGGCGAAUUCACCCGCAAGAGCUUCCUCACAUUCUGGGCCCUGGAGUGCAUCACAUCCCUUGCGGAGAUGCGUGCUUUGAUUCUAAAGUGCCAUUCCAGCAUAAUGAAAUCUCCUACUGAGUUCGAAAAAUUCUACCAGUACUGUUUCAAUUUCAUACGUGGAUCCGAUUCGCGCAUCAAAUCCAUCACCCAUGAAGAUGCUGUGUCUUACUGGAACUUGCUUUUUGGAGAGUGUGCGUACUUGGAGCCAUGCUCUGAGAGACUCAAACAAUGGUACGAAUUUGUGGGCUCAUCGAAAAGACCGGUCAGCAGGGACACGUGGGUGAUGUUCUACAAGUUUCUCAUUGAGGUGAUCAGCAAGGAUCCUGCGCUGCUCUCUGGGUAUGAUGAGAUGAGCUCGUGGCCAAGUAUGGUUGACGAAUUCAUUGAAUGGCUAUAUGAACAUGGUCACCUUGAGGCGAAGAGUGAAGAUUAA
Molecule: messenger RNA, 987 nt
Organism: Metschnikowia bicuspidata var. bicuspidata NRRL YB-4993
Lineage: Eukaryota; Fungi; Ascomycota; Pichiomycetes; Serinales; Metschnikowiaceae
Product: NEDD8 ligase
Exons: 2
Coding region: 1-987 (328 amino acids)
Biological process (GO): positive regulation of ubiquitin-protein transferase activity; protein neddylation; mRNA transport
Cellular component (GO): nucleus; ubiquitin ligase complex
Molecular function (GO): ubiquitin conjugating enzyme binding; ubiquitin-like protein binding; cullin family protein binding
Source: RefSeq, a predicted model, not a curated record